CGGUGAGCGCCGGGAAGGCCCGCUGCUGCGGGGCGGGUUUACAGCCGGAGUCUCCUCUGGAGAAAGUCAGAACUUGCCUGCACGCUUUCCCGUGUAACGCAGUGUAGGGAGCCUGCUGCUGCAGGGCUUGGAGCCCCUGCGGUUCUGUGAUCCUGACAGAACGGCCUUUCUCUGUUCACCGCGGGACUCCAUCACGGAGCAGCGCCGUUCCUGACAUCUGGGCUGUGGCUUUGUGAGAGGAGCGCAGUACGCGGGCACAGCGUCACCAGCAUGAUUUCUGCAAGCAGUAGGCUGCAAAUCAGAAGGCUUAUUCACUUUCCCUGCAAUGUCCAGACAGAUCUCCACAUUUCAUCUUGUGGAACACAAGGAAAAAGUUAACGUUCAGUGAACAUUCCCUGUAAUUUUUGAUGGAAGAAAUUCCUCCAUCACCCCACAGCAUGGAUGCAGACGCUCUACAGAAGCUUAUUCAUUUGCUCAAGGCCACAGAUGAUCCAUUAAUUCAGGAGCAAGCUUUAAUCACUCUCAGUAACAGUGCUGCCUUCUCUGUAAAUCAAGAUAUAAUUCGAAAUUUGGAUGGCCUUUCUGUAAUUGGAGGGAUGCUCUUGGAUUGUGUUCCCACAGUUAAAGAAAAAGCACUAAAUGCACUUAAUAAUUUGAGUAUGAAUAUUAAAAAUCAGGAAGAGAUACAGGUAUAUAUUAUGCAAGUUUGUAAGAACAUUGAAUCAGCUCCUCUGAACUCUGAUCUGCAGCUAGCUGGACUCCGAUUGUUGACAAAUAUGUCUGUUACCAAUGACUAUCAUUAUAAGAUGAUAAACAAGAUUCCAUGCUUUCUUCAUUUGCUUUCAGAAGGAUCUGAAAGGACACAGAUACAAGUUUUGAAAGUCCUUGUGAACUUGUCUGCAAACCCAGCCACAACAAGACACUUUCUUAAAGCUCAAGUGCCAUCGCUGUUGUUACUCUUUGACAACUGUAUAAACACAGAUAUUCUGCUCAGAGCCCUGGUAUUUGCAGCAAAUUUGAAAAAGAACAUGAACAGUGAAGAUGGCAUCAUGAUGGAGGAUGAAUACAGUGAAGACUCCGUUUUCUCUAUACUCUGCAGGGAUUCUACUGCAUUUGCUCAGAAGCUGGCAUCUUUACUGCAUCACCCUGACACAGAUGUGAAAGAGCAAGUUGUGAGACUACUAACACAGUAGUAAUUUACUAGUGACUGAAAAAUGUCUAAUCUUAAGAUUAGAUAUUAAAAAAAUGUUGAAUAUUGCUAUUGUACUUGGCAAUCAAUCACAAGAGACUCUAUAUUAAACACAUUGUGGAGUAUAACAGAUUUCUUGUAAAAAGCAAGAUAAGAAACAGGUUACUUAGCACUGAGAAACCACUAUACAACUGGUAUAUGUAAACAGAGGGAGGCACAUUUUAAAGCAUGAAUCUUUUACAUGUACAGUGAACAUUUUUAAUUCAUGAAUAAAGUCUAUCUACAUUCUUAAGGCUAGAAUUUUUGUGCCUUAGAUAUUUACAGCUGUUGAAUAAGCAUCUAUAUAAUGAUGCAUUAAAGAUUCAGCAAUCA
Molecule: messenger RNA, 1561 nt
Organism: Meleagris gallopavo (turkey)
Lineage: Eukaryota; Metazoa; Chordata; Aves; Galliformes; Phasianidae
Source: RefSeq, a predicted model, not a curated record